ACCAAACUUGUCAACAUGUUGUUCAGCUGCUUUCUUCUGCUAUUCGCACUUGAUUUCCUGUCUGCAGGACGAGUGCCGCAACCGGAAGAACGCAUUAUCGGAGGAAGUUCCAUUGAAAUCGAAGAGGCCCCCUGGCAGGUUUCCUUACAAUAUCAAGGACGCCAUUAUUGUGGCGGCUCCAUUUACAGCAGAGAUAUUAUAAUCACUGCUGCACAUUGCCGCUUCAUGCAAGGACGUCGACUUGAGGCCGAAGACUUCGAAAUUCGCGUAGGAUCCGCAUUAAGCGGUUCCGGCGGAAAACUUAUCAAAGUUGCAGCCAUUAAAUCCUGGGAGCCUUAUGUUAAUAAUUCAGCUACCGGCGACAUUGCUGUGAUGCGAUUAAGUGAACCGCUGGAGUUCAACAACAAAGUACAGACGAUUCCUUUGGCCGAGAAGAAUCCUGCUGCUGGAUCGCCCGCAUUCCUUUCUGGCUGGGGAGCCACGACAGAGCCCUAUUUUAUGAAUUAUAUGUAUCCUAGUGAUCUUCAGGGCAUACGGCUCCAGAUUUAUUUGCCGAUCUUCGCUGAAAAACUAUUUCCCUCACUUCAGAAUGUAGUUUACGCCGGAUCUUUUGGACAAACUUCUUGUUCUGGCGACUCCGGUGGUCCUCUGGUUGUUAACCAACAGCUUGUGGGUGUCGUCUCAGGAGGUCCGCAGUAUUGCGAUGGCUAUUCAGAAUUCGCCAGUGUCCCUUACUUCCGAGAUUGGAUUUUAAAUGCCAUUAAAUCUCUUUCAUAAAAUGUUCAAGAGUAUUCAAAAUAAAUACAAAUUCAUGGCCGGCUUCUGAAGCAAA
Drosophila subpulchrella is the source of this 832-nucleotide messenger RNA. RefSeq names its product trypsin alpha-like. Gene Ontology annotation, molecular function: serine-type endopeptidase activity. The record is from RefSeq and is a predicted model, not a curated record. The transcript has a single exon. The coding region runs from base 16 to 777 and encodes 253 amino acids. Gene Ontology annotation, biological process: proteolysis. Lineage: Eukaryota; Metazoa; Arthropoda; Insecta; Diptera; Drosophilidae.